GAUAUUGCCUUACACAGCUCAAAGUACCUUGUGUUCGUGUCAGUUUACAAUUACAAAUCAAAUGAGACUGCAACGAAUACAAUUAGCCAAAGCUUCUCGGAAGAAGACUUCGAAAAAGGAUUUUUUCUCUCCGUUUAAACUUUCAUCCAUUUCACAAUGACGCCGGCAAAACGUCUUAAAGAGCUAAUUGUACAAGAUCGCAAUAAUUUCGAUGCAGCGUUUCCAAAAUUAAUAGAAACAGCGAUGGCUGGAUUGCCGAGUGAAACGUCCAGCGCUAUCGCACAUUUUGAAAAAAACAUCAUGCAUAAUCUUCGUGGAGGUAAAAUGAAUCGAGGAAUGACAGUGCUGUCAACUUGGAGACUAUUGCUAAGUGAUAAAACACCCAGUGAUGACGAGUAUGACUCAGCUAUUGUGCUGGCGUGGUGUAUUGAAUUACUUCAAGCGUUCUUCUUGGUGGCAGAUGAUGUGAUGGAUCAGUCUUGGACGAGGCGUGGAAAGCCCUGCUGGUUUAGACAGGAAGAUGUAGGCUACAUCGCCAUCAACGAUUCCUUCAUGCUGGAAGCGCUAGUGUAUCGAUUGAUUGAUUUUUAUUUUCGUGGAAAAAGUUGUUACAAGAAUAUUACUCGUCUGGUUCACGAGGUAACUUAUCAGACAGGAACGGGACAGACAUUAGAUCUUAUAACAAAGCCGGGAGAAAACUUUGUCAACUUUACUUUGGCGAGAUACAAGGCUAUUGUCAAGUGGAAAACGUCAUUCUAUUCAUUCUACUUUCCGGUGGCUCUGGCGUUGUACAUGCAUAACAUAACCGAUGCCAAAGUUCAUGAUAUAUCAAAGGAAAUCCUUCUGGAAAUGGGAGAGUUCUUUCAAAUACAGGACGACUAUCUUGAUUGCUACGGCGACCCGGCAAUUACGGGAAAAGUUGGAACGGAUAUUGAAGAAACGAAAUGUUCUUGGCUGCUCGUUCAGGCUCUGCAGAAAGUUGACGAACCACAAAGGAAAGUUUUAGAGGAGAAUUACGGUGUGAAUGAUCCAGCUGCCGUGGCGAAAGUUAAAGAAAUUUAUUCAAAGUUGGAUUUGAAAUCUAUUUAUAAGAAAUACGAAGAAGUCAGUUACCAGAAAUUAAUGAAACUCAUUGAGGACGUUCCAAGCGAAUUGCCAAAAGAGAUCUUUACUCAACUUGCAGCAAAGUUAUACAAAAGAGAUAAAUAAUUCUUCAAACGCUCGAGAAUAAAUUGAUGACUAUCAGAUCAUAUGAUAUGUUACAACUUUUCUUUUUUUUCCUUAUUCCUACCUGUUGAUUAUCUGGAAAAUUAUGAGAAACAAAUGUUACAAUCUCGACAUUUAUGUAUUCAAGCGACAGUAAAGCUAGAUUUCUCCGUA
This is a messenger RNA of Xenia sp. Carnegie-2017, 1380 nucleotides long. Its product is annotated as farnesyl pyrophosphate synthase-like. The transcript is spliced from 10 exons. The record is from RefSeq and is a predicted model, not a curated record. Gene Ontology annotation, cellular component: cytoplasm. Bases 157 to 1209 code for a protein of 350 amino acids. Gene Ontology annotation, biological process: trans, trans-farnesyl diphosphate biosynthetic process. Lineage: Eukaryota; Metazoa; Cnidaria; Anthozoa; Malacalcyonacea; Xeniidae. Gene Ontology annotation, molecular function: (2E,6E)-farnesyl diphosphate synthase activity; dimethylallyltranstransferase activity.